UCGUGUUCCUGGCAGGUCAGGCCGUUGUCCUCUGGCUCGGCCGCUUUGACUUCACCCUCGUCCCACCGAUUCGAUCACCAAACGGUGGCAGGUGGACGGGCAUGGUCAGCGAGGUCCCAGCUCCGUAGCCGUUGAUUCACUCGUUCCAUCUCGUCUCGUCCUCUCCUCGCACCGGCCGCGGCCAUGGAGGAUCACCGCGGAGGCGGCGCCGUGGGAGGAGGAGGCGAGGUCGAGAAGAGCUCGGCGCUGGGUGAGGUCAGGAGGCAGCUGCGCCUCGCCGCGCCGCUCGCCGCCGGGCUCCUCCUGCAGAAGGUCAUCCAGACCAUCUCGAUCCUGUUCGUCGGCCGCCUCGGCGAGCUCCCCCUCGCCAGCGCCUCCCUCGCCACCUCCUUCGCCAACGUCACGGGCUUCAGCUUGCUGUCAGGCAUGGCGAGCAGCCUGGACACGCUGUGCGGGCAGGCCUUCGGCGCGGGGCAGCGCCACCUGCUCGGCGUCUACAAGCAGCGCGCCAUGCUGGUGCUGGCCGCGGCGACCGCCCCCGUGGCGGCGGUCUGGGCCUACGCCGGCGAGAUCCUCGUCUGGUUCCGGCAGGACCGGGCGAUCGCCGCGGGGGCCGGCAGCUACACCCGGCGCAUGCUCCCGGCGCUGCUCCUGUUCGGGCAGCUGCAGUGCCACGUCCGCUUCCUGCAGCCGCAGAACGUCGUGGUGCCGGUGAUGGCGAGCUCCGCCGCCACCGCCGGGGCGCACGUCGCCGUCUGCUGGCUACUGGUGCGCCGCCUGGGCAUGGGCGCCAACGGCGCCGCGCUGGCCAACGCCGUCUCCAACCUCGUCAACCUAACGGUCCUGGUCAUUUACGUCAGGGUCUCGCCGGCCUGCAGGGACACCUGGACGGGGUUCUCCCGCGAGGCGUUCCGCGGCAUCCCGGGCUUCCUCAAGCUCGCCGUGCCGUCCGCUGCCAUGGUCUGUAUGGAGUGGUGGUCCUUCGAGAUCCUUGUGCUUCUUUCAGGUCUUCUCCCCAACCCAAAGCUCGAGACCGCCGUGAUGUCUAUCUGCUUCAACACCUAUGUCUUUGCAUUCAUGCUCCCGAUGGGACUUGGUUCUGCAGCAAGCAUUCGUGUUUCGAACGAGCUUGGUGCAGGACGGCCGCAGGCGGCGCGCCUCGCGACGCGGGUGGUCAUUCUCCUGGCGAUCUCCCUGGGCGUUUGUGAAGGUCUUUUCAUGGUCCUGGCCCGUAAUCUACUGGGAUACGCGUACAGCAAUGAGAAGGAAGUGGCCUUGUACACCGCUAAGCUGACGCCGAUCCUCGCGGUGUGCACCUUAUUUGACAGUCUGCAGUGUGUUCUUUCAGGUAUUGUUAGAGGCUGUGGCCGGCAAAAGAUUGGUGCCUUUAUCAACUUUUCUGCAUUCUAUAUUGUUGGCAUCCCUGCGGCAUCCAUAUUCGCCUUUGUCUGUCAUCUCAGAGGAAUGGGACUCUGGCUUGGUAUCUUGUGUGGAGUAGCAGUGCAGAUGCUCUUGCUUCUCUGCAUCACCUUGUGCACCAACUGGAACAAAGAAGCACUGAAGGCCAAUGAUAGAGUUUUCAGUUCUUCUCUUCCUGUCGGCAACACGGUAACAUCAGGUGGUAGCGAGCAUCCAAAUGGAUGCAGUUUUGUUGGUAAGGGUGCGCAAGGGACCAUUUGAGGGGACAAAGGGUUCUACCACUCCGAGCACAGGUUGAUGGCAUCAUGUACUUGCUGCUUUGCCUUCAGUUAGAAGCUUUCUCCAUCCUUGUCUCUAAGAAAAGAAAUGCACUUAGGAAUGUGUAGCAGAGCACUGAAGAUGUAUUCAAUUGGUUUUAGAAGUCUGAAACCUCGGUAAGCAACUCGGUACCCGCCCCGCAGAUUUUGUGGCAUGGGAUCAAAUCCAGAUUUGAAAAUGCGUUGUAAAUGCUGACGAGCGUUAGUAAGACAGAUAGAUACAUAGCGCCUACGCUCUGAGGUUGAGAACUCGUCUUCAGCUCCAAAUUCGAAUGUGUCGCCAUGCCAAUAGGUGCACUGGUAUGUGUACGUAGCAAAUUUACCAAACAGUUACACUGUUUGAAUUUGUUUCGUGAA
This is a messenger RNA of Panicum virgatum (switchgrass), 2093 nucleotides long. Its product is annotated as protein DETOXIFICATION 16-like. The record is from RefSeq and is a predicted model, not a curated record. The coding region runs from base 184 to 1680 and encodes 498 amino acids. Gene Ontology annotation, biological process: xenobiotic detoxification by transmembrane export across the plasma membrane. Gene Ontology annotation, molecular function: xenobiotic transmembrane transporter activity; antiporter activity. The transcript is spliced from 8 exons. Gene Ontology annotation, cellular component: membrane. NCBI's taxonomy places the organism in Eukaryota, Viridiplantae, Streptophyta, Magnoliopsida, Poales, Poaceae.